This is a messenger RNA of Aspergillus niger, 1539 nucleotides long. RefSeq lists its product as uncharacterized. Gene Ontology annotation, molecular function: transcription cis-regulatory region binding; DNA-binding transcription factor activity, RNA polymerase II-specific; zinc ion binding. Lineage: Eukaryota; Fungi; Ascomycota; Eurotiomycetes; Eurotiales; Aspergillaceae. The record is from RefSeq and is a predicted model, not a curated record. Bases 1 to 1539 code for a protein of 512 amino acids. Gene Ontology annotation, cellular component: nucleus. The transcript has 3 exons. Gene Ontology annotation, biological process: positive regulation of transcription by RNA polymerase II.
AUGUCUCGAUCCUUCAACGGGUGCAAACGAUGUAAAGCCCGGCGGCAGAAAUGCGACGAGCAGCGUCCCAGUUGUGGUCGCUGCAUGUCGGCCGGCACGCAAUGUCGAUAUGCGAUGCAGCUGCAGUGGGGGGGCCGAGCCUUUUCGCGCUCAAGGUUUGGAGCCUGCGUGGGAACAGGAGGCAUGCAAAAACUAGAGUACUCCCCGGGCGAAUUCAUCUACACCACCAAAGCUGCGGCUGCUCUUUCUCCGGGCACAAUAGCAACAUCUCCUUCUACCCAACCGACGAACACCACCUUAGUCCGCCAUAUUGAUCCGUUCGCCUCCCUCUCUACCGAUCAGAAAUCCCUCCUACACCACUUCCUCAAUGAUGCCUCUCAGAUCACGGCUUGUCAUUCCGGCAUGCAGCGCGAUAUCUGCAAGAUGCUCGUCCCUAUGGCCCUUCAGACCCCGUCCCUCCUCUACGCAACCAUGGCCCUCUCCGCUAUCCACCUCCAAGCCCUCCACAACCAAUCUGAAAACGUCAAGUCUGCACCCGAAAUCGCACGCUUUAUGGCCCUCAGUUUAGAACAUUUCAGAACGGAACUACAGAACCCUGCGAGCAGGGGAUCGGAUGCGCUGCUUGCAACCGCCCGGACCCUCUGCCUCGCCGAGAUUCAUUCCGGUGCAAUUCACCCCAAUUCCUGGCGCGCACAUAUCGAAGGUGCCCGGGCUCUGAUGGAGGCCUCGGAUCAGAGCGGGGCGCUGUCCCCCAAGUCGCCGGAGGGGUUCAGACGGUAUCUAGAUAGAUGGUAUCGGUCAAUUGUGUCGCUGACAGCGUUGACGGGGAAUGGGCCGCCCAUAGGUGAAGCUACGGAUCAGCUGGUCUCCAUUGGACCAAACCAGUCGGCCUCGCCGGAUUACUUGGAUGAUUACUGGGGUUUUACGGUAAACUUGGCCACAAUCUUCCGGAGGAUUGGGGCUGUCGCGUGGCGGGAGCAUCAGAGUCGGGGCCAGGAAGGUGAUGAGAGUUCUGUCCAAGGGAACGAGAUCAGCGUACACAACGAAGCUGCAGCGCUGGAGUCGUCGCUCCGCCAUCUCAUGGAACAAGAAGUGGCUUCGCAGCCCGCAUUCUACCCUGGCGUCGUGGAGGGUCUUUCUGCGGAAUGUAUCCAACAGCUCAUGCUCUGUAACGAGGCCUUCCAACUCAGUGCUCUCAUUCAGAUCCAUCGUCGACUGCGAAAGACACCAGCGUCUGCACCGGUGGUGCAGGAGUCGGUUAAGAGGAUCCUUGAAUGCACGGCUCAAAUCGGGCCGUCUCCGGGACUGAGCCCGUGGGUAAUGCUGACUACCCCGCUAUUCAUCGCUGGGUGUGAGGCGCGCGGAGAAGACCGUGAGCAAGUGCGACGGCUACUGUCCUCGCUGCACGAUACCAUUCGAGUACCAAAUGUGUUGCAGUCAUUGAAGUUUCUGGAACAGUAUUGGGCGAAUCAGUUGGAUGAGAACGAGGGGUGGAGUCAAUAUCUCGAUCGGAUGAGAUUUGAUUUUAUCCCGUACUAA